AUGAUCUCGGAGCGCGAACUACAGAUCAAUCCGCUGGUGCCGGAUUGCAUCGUGCAUAACACUAAGACCCUUGCAAACCUACACAACCUCACAGCCUCUUUGCUCGGCAUUGCCGCCGGAAUUCUCGGCCUCGAAUCAUACCCUGGCUUCCUCUUCUACGCCCUCCUCACCUUCAUCACCUCCACGCUGGUGUACGUAUUCCGUGUGCGCCCGACUGCUGCUGCGGAACUGGACACGACGAGGUAUUUUGUUAGUGGGUGGACGCUGUGGACAGGAGGGUUGAUUGAUGGGUUGAGUGGGUUUGUGUUGACAUGGACGCUGGUGUAUGGGUUGGUACGGGCAUAG
Pseudogymnoascus destructans is the source of this 345-nucleotide messenger RNA. RefSeq lists its product as uncharacterized. Gene Ontology annotation, biological process: protein folding in endoplasmic reticulum; autophagosome assembly. The record is from RefSeq and is a predicted model, not a curated record. The coding region runs from base 1 to 345 and encodes 114 amino acids. The transcript has 2 exons. Gene Ontology annotation, cellular component: EMC complex; endoplasmic reticulum; membrane. NCBI's taxonomy places the organism in Eukaryota, Fungi, Ascomycota, Leotiomycetes, Thelebolales, Thelebolaceae.